Actinia tenebrosa (Australian red waratah sea anemone) is the source of this 1786-nucleotide messenger RNA. Its product is annotated as splicing factor C9orf78. The record is from RefSeq and is a predicted model, not a curated record. NCBI's taxonomy places the organism in Eukaryota, Metazoa, Cnidaria, Anthozoa, Actiniaria, Actiniidae. Gene Ontology annotation, biological process: mRNA splicing, via spliceosome. Gene Ontology annotation, cellular component: spliceosomal complex.
UUUUCAAAAUGGCGUCCUCCAUGAAUCAAAAGUGAGUUGUAAUUAACCUUAUGUCGCACAAAUUUCGCACAAUAAUAUCUUAGUUUCGCUGAUAAAAGAAUAACUUAAAGAUGAGUAGAAGAAACUAUCGUAGAAAGAGAGUUUCAGAGGAAGAAGACUAUGAUGAACCCGACACAACGACAGAAUUACUCGAAGAACGAAAAGAGCUGCAAAAGUUUCGUAAACGUCCCAAAGGCGUCUCUGCCAUAGGACUAGCGUUAGGUAAAGAGCUACCUCCAGAGGAAAGCGUCGUUAGUGAUCCCUUCAAGCUAAAGACAGGUGGUCUUGUGCAAAUGAAUGAUUUUAUCCAAGAUCGUGAUCGAGAUAGGGACGAUGAAGGAACAGGCAUGUCGGUUGUUAUUGGUGCUAACUUUGCUGCAGAGACAAAUAGAAGAGAUGAGGAUACGUUGAUGUUGAAGUACAUUGAAGAAGAGAUAGCUAGAAAGAAGGGUGCAAGUAAUAACAGCGAGGGAGGAGAACGCUCGGAAAAAUCAAAAUCAAAAGAAGAUUUACUCUAUACUGUACCAAAGAACAUCGAUGUCCGCUCAAAACUCAUGAAAUCAGAGGAGAUGCUGUCAAACCAGAUGUUAUCAGGGAUCCCAGAGGUUGACCUUGGUAUAUCUGCCAAGAUAAGAAAUAUAGAGGCAACCGAGGAAGCGAAGAUGAAACUACUUGAAGAGCAAAGGUCAAAAAAGAGGAGAGAACCUACAGAAAUGGUGCCAACAAAUAUGGCUUCCAACUUCAUGCUCCAUAGCAGAUUUUUUGAUGAGCAAAGAUCAGUAGAAGCAGAAAGUAAAAAAGCAGCAAGAAUCAAAGCAAAAGAAGAAGAGGAAAAGAAUAAACCAAAAGGUCCAACUGUGCCAGCCGUAGAUUCUACCUUGAUCACAGGGAAUGAUGCAGACCCUGGUGCUGUCGCAGUCAGUGUUCCGACCGAUGGUAAAAAGAAAGACACUAAAAAAGAGAGAUCAUCAGAUGACUUUUAUUAUGAAAAGUUUAGAAAAAGAGCUCGAGAUAACUGGAGAUACCAGUAGUAACUUAUUGUCUUCCUCCUAAUGGUGAUCAUAUUGUAAAUAGAUUUUUCCAACACGGCUAAAAAUGAUGAGCAGUCCAAGAAUAAUUAGGCCAAGUUAGGCCAUUUGCAAUGAACAGUCACAUGCUGAUAUAUCACCUUUUUACGGCCAUUUGCAUUGCUACGCUGCCACCCCAGACAAAAAUUGUGACGUGCACUUUGUAAUAGACUGCCGUCAAUGAAACACGUUGACAUCAUUUACAGGCGUGUGUGAUUCAAAAGGCGCCAAAACUUGUUGAUUGUUUACAAGUUUUAUGAGCCACACUCACUGGGCUUAUAUCUGGGCCAAUCCAAAUGCUUGUAAAUGAUGUCAAUAUGUUUGAUUGACGGCAGUCUAUUGCAAGGUGCACCUCGCAAUUUUUGUCUGGGGUGGCCGCAUAGCAAUGCAAAUGGCAGUAAUGAAUCAAUUCAGCCAAAGAUCGUUUGGAGAAGACUGGAUGGAAAUUUUUUUUUUUUUUAACUUUUGGAUAUGACAUUAGUAAUCCAGCAAAAGYUAUCUAUAAAGGAAGUCCAAUUUUUUUUUGUCAUCCAGUGAGUCAUGUGAUUAUUUCCUGCAAAUGGCCAAGUCUUAGGUUGCUAUUGGUUUUUUUGACUGGUCCCCCCCUUCCAACCCUGUUUUGAGGUGACCCUUUUUUUCUUUUUCCUAGACAAGAUAAAAAUAAAAUUCUCGUAAAAAGU